Molecule: messenger RNA, 549 nt
Organism: Diaporthe amygdali
Lineage: Eukaryota; Fungi; Ascomycota; Sordariomycetes; Diaporthales; Diaporthaceae
Product: ankyrin repeat-containing domain protein
Exons: 4
Coding region: 1-549 (182 amino acids)
Source: RefSeq, a predicted model, not a curated record
AUGGAAUCGACCACCGUGGGAGGCGACGAGACCUAUAGCAAAUGGAGGCUCAAGAUAUUAGCAAGCACCAACGACGAGCACUCUCUCUACCUAGCCGUGGAGAACGGGCAAUUAUCCUCGUUCUCGUCGCUCUUGCGGCAAGGCAUUCCGAUGACGGCCCGUGUAAUUAGCCUCAUGUUCAAGUCCUGGACAAAUCAAGGCUCCGAAUUCUGCGAGGCCUGGCUGCGCGAGGGAGGAAGCUUAAAUGGUUUCUUUGACGAUUCCACGCCGCUGAACGACAAGUUGUUCGCCUUCGACACCGCUACCACAAGUGCUACUGAGAUCGAUGAAGGCAACUUCCAGCCCGUUCCUUCACGGGUCGAAAUACUCAAAAUACUACUCGAUCACGGAGCAGAUGCCAACGAGAUGGAAGUGGACCCCAAGGCGCUCGGUCGGCCGCGUGCUUCGUAUACCGGCACGCCUCUCCAUCGCGCAGUCAGGUUUGGGAGCCUGGUCCGGCUUGACCGCGAUGAAGACUGCCCAAAUGUACUCGCGGCAGGACAUGAUUGA